AUGAAACGUACGAGCAAAUCGCGUCUUUUUGUAGACGCUGAAAUCAACGUUACCGACCUUCCACCCUCUCAAGUUGACAAUGCAUUCAAGCUCGUCUUCGAUUUCUUUAUGGAAGCUCAAAUCUCUAUUACCCAAGUCCAGUACUGGGGCAAUUUGUUUAUGAUUGUACUGGAGGAUGAGGAUACUGAUUUGACUGAAGUACCCCGUUCGAUAGGCUGCUGUACCUGUUUUUAUCUGUUUGUUCAGGAGGUACGACGACCGACACAAGGCAGGCUCACAGAACCGACUGCCGAUAUUGUUGAUAGUAGCAAGUAUGAUAUACUGCGUCCCGGCGUUAUGUUGAACUCUAGUAUAUAUUCUCCCACCGAACCUGGGUAUCUUACUACUUCUGGUGUACUUGUUGAGAACUCUAACUCCGGCGAGCGGUAUACCACUGUUGCUUCCCAUGGGUUUCCACAUGGCGGCGAAGUUUUCCAUCCAUGUGCUAGCGGUAAAGAGAUCGGUCAAAUCAUUAUGAAGAUCACACAUACAGAAAUCGCGAUAGCAAAAUUGCAUGAUGAUGUCCCGUAUGUAAAUGACACUUUCGAGAGCCCUUUUAACGGAAUACAACCUACCCAGUUACGAAGUCUCGUCACAGCUGACAGCUUGAAGCCUGGUGAUACGGUCUAUAUGAAUAACCAUCUUAUUGGUUAUUCCGAAGGUAUCUGUGGACCUCACACCCGUGAGCAAAUUCCCUGUACUGACCCUAGCCAACCUUCAUUCGAAUGGAUCAAGACUCGCUGGUGCUAUAUGGGUCAAGGGUCCACCGAAAGUCUCCAAGAUAGUGUUUGCGGAUCUGCAAUCUGGGUUAAGGAUGGAAAUGUGAUUGGGUUCUUCCAUUUUGCACCAGCAUCCGGUCACUUCUUAGACUGGUCUUUCUGUGUCGGAGCUGACCACAUCAUUGAACGUUGUUUUAAGAAUGUGCAAUAA
This is a messenger RNA of Penicillium roqueforti, 969 nucleotides long. RefSeq lists its product as uncharacterized. The record is from RefSeq and is a predicted model, not a curated record. The transcript has a single exon. NCBI's taxonomy places the organism in Eukaryota, Fungi, Ascomycota, Eurotiomycetes, Eurotiales, Aspergillaceae. The coding region runs from base 1 to 969 and encodes 322 amino acids.